AUGGCGUCCUCGAAGAAAAACCUAAAGGCGACAAAGAAGUUCGAGAAGAAGCACCUCAAGGGUGUUUUGGAGAGGAGAAAAGCGACGGCCAAGAUCAAGCAACGACAACAGCUCAAGGAGAAGAAGAAGGCCAAGCGCGCAGGGGAUGACGAAUUUUACAAGGGGCCGGGCGGCGAUGCCAAUGGCGACAAGAAUGCUUCCAACAAAAAGCCCGGCGUCAAGGCCAGCGAGAUGAGCGUUGACGACUUCUUCAAGGGCGGCUUCGAGAUCCUGGAUACAAAACCCAGGGCCGACAAGACAAAAUCCACCGCAAAGCUGGGGAAGCGAAAGCGAGGCGAACCCAAUAUUCAGGAAGAUGGUUCAAAAGGGAGCGGUAGUGAACCCGAGUCUUCGGGAAAUGAACAGCCCAUGGACAGCGGCAGCGACCCGGAUACCGACGAUCUCAGCGACGCAGAGGACCUCGGCAUGUCCAAGAGCGCCAUGGAAGCUCUCGCCGAGAAAGACCCAGAGUUCUACAAGUUCUUGAAGGAGAACGACCCAGAGGCGCUGGAUUUUGACGAAAACGCAGACCUCGCGGAGGUGGACGAACUCAGCGGAAGUGAAGGAGAGCAGGAGCAACCCAAAAAGAAGCAGAAGAAGGAUAAGAAGGCCGCCAAAGAGGAAGAGAAGGACGACAGAGAGCUCACGCAAGCCAUGGUGGCCAGGUGGAAGGCCUCGAUCACCGAGACCCACUCGCUCAGAGCUGCCCGGCAGGUGGUUAUCGCGUUCCGCUGUGCGGCCCACUUGCACGAGAGUGGCGAGGAGAACCAGCAACGAUACACCAUCACGAGCCCUGAGGUUUUCCACGAUAUUGUUGUCGUCGCGCUGAAGGAGAUACCAGAAGUCCUGCAACAUCAUGUUCCGGUGAAGGAAUCUGCGGCUGGCAAGGUGUACGUCCAAACCGAGGGCAAGAAAUUCAAGACACUGUCCAUGCUCAUCAAGAACUUUGCGGCCUCUAUUAUCCGGCUGCUUGGGACGCUGUCAGAUGAAGCAACCCUCAAACUCACACUGUCGGCUUUGCACCCACUCCUGCCAUACCUGCUCUCGUUCAGGAAGUUGCUGAAGAUGCUGAUCAAGACCGUCGUCGCGUUCUGGUCCCAGUCUGCAAGCACCGACUCCACCAGGAUAACGGCCUUUCUCGUGAUCCGCCGUCUAGUGGUCAUUGGUGACAAGGCCGUCAGGGAGGUGGUCCUCAAGGCAGCCUACCAGGGUCUGGUUCAGGGCAGUCGUGUAACCAACGUCAACACCAUCCAGGGCAUCAACCUCAUGAAGAACUCGGCCGCCGAGCUGUGGGGCCUCGACCAGAGUCUAGGCUACACGACAGCCUUCACCUCGAUCCGCCAACUGGCCAUCCACCUCCGCAACAGCAUCGUCAACAACAAGAACGACUCGUACCGCGCGGUCUACAACUGGCAGUACGUGCACUCGCUCGACUUUUGGUCGUGCGUCCUUUCGGAGCACUGCAGCCCACUCAAGGAAGCCGAAGCCGGCAAGGGGAGCCAGCUCAAGCUCCUCAUCUACCCGCUCGUCCAAGUCACCCUGGGCGCGAUGCGCCUCAUCCCCACGGCGCUCUAUUUCCCCCUCCGCUUCCAGCUGAUCCGCUCGCUCCUGCGCCUGUCGCGCGCCACCGACACGUACAUACCGCUCGCCUCGACCCUGCUCGAGGUGCUCGGCUCGGCCGAGAUGAAGAAGCCGCCCAAGUCGUCGACGCUCAAGCCGCUCGACUUUGCCGUCGCCUACAAGGCGCCCAAGUCCUACCUCCGCACGCGCGUGUACCAGGACGGCGUGGGCGAGCAGGUCGCCGAAUUACUGUCCGAGUUCUUCGUGCUCUGGUCGCGCAGCAUUGCCUUCCCCGAGUUUGCGCUGCCUGUCGUCAUCAGCCUGAAGCGCUGGCUCAAGGAGAUCCGGAAGCCCGGUAAGGGGAACAAGAAUGGGAAAGUGGCGGCGGGCUUGGUGCUGCUCGUGCAGAAGCUCGAGGCCAACGCCAAAUUUAUUGAGGAGAAGAGGGCGCGGGUCGAGUUCGCGCCGAAGGACCGGGCGCAGGUGGACGCGUUUCUCAAGGACUUUGAAUGGCAGCGGACGCCGCUGGGCGCGUUUGUUGUUUCGCAGAGGAAGUUGAAGGCGGAGAAGCUGAAGGUGAUGGAGGAGGCCAGGAAGGAGGAGGAGAGGAAGCGGAAGGAGGAAGAGAGGGAGGCGUUGGAGGACGGGGAGAGGGGUGAUGAUGAGAGUGGUGAGGAUGAGGAUGAGGAUCAAGAGGCUGAUGGGGUGGAGGAAGAGGAGGAUGAUGAAGACGAGGAGGAAGAGGAGGACGAAGAAGAAGAGGAAGAUGAAGAGGAGGAAGAAGAGGAGGAUGAAUAG
Parathielavia appendiculata is the source of this 2397-nucleotide messenger RNA. Its product is annotated as putative NOC2 family protein. Gene Ontology annotation, cellular component: Noc1p-Noc2p complex; nucleolus; Noc2p-Noc3p complex. Gene Ontology annotation, biological process: ribosomal large subunit biogenesis. NCBI's taxonomy places the organism in Eukaryota, Fungi, Ascomycota, Sordariomycetes, Sordariales, Chaetomiaceae. The transcript has a single exon. Bases 1 to 2397 code for a protein of 798 amino acids. The record is from RefSeq and is a predicted model, not a curated record.